AUGGCUUCUGUGCAAGCGCAGCGAAAGGGGGAGCUUUACCCCAUUUUGAGGUCUUCUACUGAUGCACGUGCUCAGCCAAAUGCGACAUUGAGGACGGCAGUGUCUCAGUCAUCUACUGCGCGCCCUUCAUCUUACAACAACGGCGGCGGACCUCUGUCACGGAUUCUGCGUCCCGGUGGGCAACUAAAUGGCAGUUGGCAGUCCAGAAACACGCUACCUAGGCACCGGGGGGGUGAUUUGCGUCAGAAAGAACAUAUGUACCAAAGCAAGGAAGCACUAAGGGACGGUGGCAACAAACAGGGUAACGCCCACGUUCAAAACUUGUGGAAAGCGGGCCAACCCAGUUCUAUCCCGCGGACCGUAGCAAUGACGCCAAGCAAGCCUGGUUCGCAGUCGACCAGCUAUGCAAAAUCACAAAAGGGGUUGGACGCUACUCACAGUCUCGCUCUUCGCAGACUGAGGGUGAGUGCAGGACAUCCUACGGUUGCAGAGGCGUCACCUGCUGGAGCAAUCAAGCCUUCUCUAGGUACGUCGUGCCCAUUGAAAUGCACAUUCUGCGGGGCGGAACUGCUGACGCGAAAAUAUUUCGCAUCAGCGUGGCCUGAGUUCAUCAUGUGCGCCAAGUGCAAGGAUGGGCUGCCCACGUGUCACGUGUGCCACCGCAAGGCAGCUCAUGCAGAGCACACAGACAUCUGCUGGCUUCCGAGCAAGUUUGUGGGAAACAAGGAGUCAUCGACGACGACAGGACUUACUGACCAAGAAAACCGAAGGACUUUAUCCGGGGGUUGUCACAGGCCACCGGCUAGUAUCGGGGGCCUCAAUCUUUGCAGUGAGUGUGUCUUGUUAUUCCCCGUGGUUGAGGACAAGCAAGUCAACCGACUGUUCAAAGAGGCAGUCACGAUUCUACGCAAGGAGGCAAGCAUUUCUUUCGACGAUAGUCGUGUAUUCCAUCAGAGUAGACUGGUCGAACCGGCCACUGCAUCUGGACUGGCUGACAAGAACGGAUGCGGGGGAUUCCCGUUCCCAGUUCAUGCGGUGGAUCUGGCAUCUCUCAAGACGUCGAUAUACGCGAAACACUCACUUCACGGCGGACACACCACGUUUGGGCGAUGCGAAACGUUGGAAAUAAUCGAGAGGCAGACAAACCCCCCACUGGUCUCCAGAAUGCGUGCAGUGAGGCAGAUAUUGGUGGCCAAGGGUUUGCCAGAGAGUGUUUUCUUGGCGCAUUUAGCCCACGAGUUAAUGCAUGCGUUCCUCUGGUGCUCAAGUAACGGAGGACACGCCACACCUUCCAUUGACCUUGCAGUGGAGGAGGGUCUGUGUAAUGUGAUUGCUGCUCGAGUGUUGGAGCUUCGAGAUGCCCAGUUGGCGUCGAGCGAAAAGCGUAGUCUCGUGGGUGAACAGAGCUGUACAGCUCGUGCUGGUAGACAGUCGGACGUGAGUCACGCUCAGGAAUCAGGAAAGCGGUCACGUACUUCUCAUCUGACCUCUUCAGAGGCGGCAGCAAAUGUAGCGCUGAUCGCUUACGAGAGGAAGGUCAUUGCGGUGCGCCUGUCAAUGAUGUCAGAGGAUAAGGACAAAAUAUACGGUGAUGGGUAUCGAGCUGUCAGGAGGGCUGUCGAAGCACUUGGUAUCAAAAGGGCCCUUCAGUUGGUGCGUACGGCAGGCAGUUCUCUCGAAAUGUUCAAAAGGGCUGUCUUUGGCUCAUCAAUUCUAGCGCAGACGCACAACAUUGCGGAGGUGGCGUGUUCAAGGGCUUGCUAA
Neospora caninum is the source of this 1764-nucleotide messenger RNA. RefSeq lists its product as hypothetical. The coding region runs from base 1 to 1764 and encodes 587 amino acids. NCBI's taxonomy places the organism in Eukaryota, Apicomplexa, Conoidasida, Eucoccidiorida, Sarcocystidae. The record is from RefSeq and is a predicted model, not a curated record. The transcript has a single exon.